Messenger RNA from Orbicella faveolata, 1060 nucleotides. Its product is annotated as schlafen-like protein 2. The record is from RefSeq and is a predicted model, not a curated record. NCBI's taxonomy places the organism in Eukaryota, Metazoa, Cnidaria, Anthozoa, Scleractinia, Merulinidae.
GCGAGGCUAGUCCGGGGCCUAGGUCGGGUAAAGAAAUCAAUAUGGCGGCCUCAGCGCCCUGAUACAAGAUGACACGUUUUUCUGAAAUAUCUCGCCGUUUUUAUAUCAAAAAUUCAGUUGUUCCGUUUGAAGAAGAUUCUACACACGAGUUUAAAGGCCACAGGAACAUAAGUGUAGAGGAACUGCCGCCAUGGUGUUAUAUUCCGGGAACUGAUAGGCGAUCACGAAAGGCAGUUUCAAGAAACAUUAAUGGCUUCCUGAACACAGGAAAGGGAGGAACCAUUUAUCUUGGAAUUGUAGAUGACGGUAAAGUGAAAGGAUUACACUUGACACAAUACCAGAGAGAUCAUGUGAGAAUUGCAGUGAAAGAUGCUCUGAGUAGAUACACCCCUGCAGUCCCUGAAGAAUAUUUCAAAGUGGAAAUUGUACCAGUAAUAGGCACUGAUGAGGAUAUAGAUUCUGUUGCACUUGAUCUUGAAAAUGAUAGGUGUGAUGAAGUCGACAGUAAUCGAUUAAGGCCUCAUCUCUUGAGGACAUCUGAUUAUUGCUGGUGUGACAAAGAUGCUAUGAAUCAUUUUGCUGAGGGAUUUGUUGCUUCUUUCUAUGUGGUGGAAAUCACGGUCUUUCCUUGGAGGGACCAACAGCUGAAAACAGAAAAGGGUCAGCUUCACCUUAACCUACAUCCAGUGUUUGAGGAUGAGGAGGGAAAAUGCUAUUUUAGAAGACAAGCAAGUUUAGUGCAGUAUUCCAUACAAGAAGUGGUCGAGCUCACAAAACAAGAGAUCAAUCAUCACUUCAAGCCUUUACUACUAAGCAUCAGAGAAGAGAUGAAAACCAUCAGAGAACAGCACAGUUUAAAUAGCUAGAUUUCGUUGACUUUUGUUAUAAGAGUUUUCAAAGAAUACAUGUAGAUUUGAUUGACUAAGAGUUAUAGGAGUUUUCAAGUUACAAUUCAAGAUAUUUGUACUUAUCAGAGUCGUUUAUAAGGCCAGUUUUCAUUAUUUAUUUAUUUUACAACAAAUAAUAAUGUACAUAAAAUGCAAAUUUUUUACACUUCUAG